This is a messenger RNA of Megalobrama amblycephala (Wuchang bream), 1714 nucleotides long. Its product is annotated as zinc finger protein OZF-like. The transcript is spliced from 5 exons. Gene Ontology annotation, molecular function: DNA-binding transcription factor activity, RNA polymerase II-specific; RNA polymerase II cis-regulatory region sequence-specific DNA binding. NCBI's taxonomy places the organism in Eukaryota, Metazoa, Chordata, Actinopteri, Cypriniformes, Xenocyprididae. The coding region runs from base 80 to 1666 and encodes 528 amino acids. The record is from RefSeq and is a predicted model, not a curated record. Gene Ontology annotation, biological process: central nervous system development; regulation of transcription by RNA polymerase II. Gene Ontology annotation, cellular component: nucleus.
AUAAUCCUCUAGGGGGCGCUCUGACACUUCAGUCCGCCGGUAAAACCACGAAGAGAGAAGAAGCUGCUGCACUGAGACGAUGUUGAGCAUGAAAGCGCAGAUGGACGUGAUCUGCUGUAAAUCAGUAGGAACUGAUCUGUCCAUGCUGGAUAUUGAGGAUUUCAUCAGUGAAAUCUGUCAGCUGAAGAAAGAGGUGGCGUCACUGGAGGCAAAGCUGAGAGAAAGAGGAGACAAACCCAACAGAGAGGAUCUGGAGAAGGUUUCAGUGUGUGUGACUGACGGGACAGAAGCUCAGGAUUCAGUCUGGAGAUCCAGAGACACACAGGACUCAGAGCUCAGCCUCACUUUACUGUGUUAUACUGACGCUCAGGAUCAUGGAUCCGCUGAUCAAACCUCUGACUGUAACGCUGGAGAACAGCAGAUGCUGCAGACGCCGCUGAAGAUGUGCUCCGUCAAACUGGUGGACUGCAGGAACCUGAUAGAGAGCAAAGGAGAAAAAAACACAGCAGAGGAACAACAACAGAGACACGAGGAGGAGGAGGAUGGGAUUGAUGAUUAUAAUAAGGAGGAGGAUGAAGAUCAGAAUACUAAUGAUGAUGAUGAAGGAAACGAUGUUGAGGAUGAGAAUAAUGGAAAUGAUGAUGACUUCAUUCCUUCAGAUGAGAAUGGCAGUUCAGCUUCUUGUGAAGAAACAACCUCAACAUCAAAAGAUCAGCUGAAGGUCAAGAGAUUUUCCUGCUCCACCUGUGGGAAAACAUUGAGCUCAGAGGGACAUUUAGCGAGACAUGAGAGAACACACACAGAACAGAAAGAUUUCACCUGCUGGAUAUGCAACAUCAGCUUUCCUACCUUAGAAGAGAGGAAACUUCAUACAAAAGAGCACAGAGUGAAGAAAGCGUUUCACUGCGAACAGUGCGGGAAGGAUUUUUUCACCACUCCAUCUAAAAUGAGAAAUCACAUAAAGACACACAGCGAAAAGACUUUCCAAUGCAGCGAGUGCAACAAGUAUUACAGCAGCAAACAGAAUCUUGAUGCUCAUAAGCGAAUCCACACAGGUGAAAGGCCGUACAAGUGCCCUCACUGCGACAAGAAUUACAACCACGGAUCCCAUCUGAAGAAACAUGUGCGUGUUCACACCAAUGAGAGGCCAUACCAGUGCAGCGAAUGUGGGAAAACCUUUACAAACUCAAGCUGUUUAAAAACACACCAAAAAAUACACUCUGAGGAUAAGCCAUAUCAGUGUUCAUACUGUGAUAAAGGAUUUCGUCAGACAUCUCAGUUGAAAGAGCACGAGAAGAUUCACACUGGAGAGAAACCGUUCCUGUGCUCCUACUGCGGGAAGAGCUUUGCUCAUUCACAUCCUUUUAGACAACAUCAGAGGAUUCACACUGGAGAAAGACCGUAUCACUGCAGCGUUUGUGGGAAGAGUUUCAGGAAAUAUGAUACCUUACAAAAUCACAAGAGGAUUCAUACAGGAGAAAGACCGUACAAGUGUUCUCAGUGUGACAAGACUUUUGCUCGAUUAGGCAUCCUGAAGACCCAUGAGCGAGUUCAUACAGGAGAGAAACCUUACCACUGCUCCAUCUGCGGCGAGAGAUUCGCUUAUUUAGGUAGUUUUUAUACUCACCAGAAUAAACACGCUAAAGAACAAAUGAUUGUAUCUUAAACUUGACAGAACUACUGAAGCCUCAAAAUAAAAGUUUUAAUAAUAUGA